AAUGGGGGCCGCGCCUCCGCGCUGCCCCGCUACCGCCGUGCUCUCGGGGCUCCUCGCGUGCGACCGGGCCCGCCUCCAGCACCCUUUCUUCGGCAGCGCUCCGGGGGCCGUUGCUGGUGGUGGCCCCUCGGUGUGGGGCGGGCCCCGCCGCGGGUCCCUGUGGCCCACGUGAAAUUCCCGGGCGAUGCCGGUUUGGUGGCCCUGGGGCAAUCCCGGCCCCGCUCCAGGUCCCGUGCGUGGCCUUUGCCUCCGUGCAAGUUUGGGGCGCUCUCCCUGCGUGCUCCCGGACGGCAGCACCGGCUGGUGAGUCUUCCCAAUAAAACGCUGCACGUUGACGCUGAACUGGGGUCUCUGAUGGGGUAUCUGGGGGCAUCUCCCCAGAAUCUUGUACUCUGCACACAUGGGAGUGAUUUGGUUUGCAGCUGUAACGUGUUUGCUCUGGAGGAAAAAAAAUCCUAACACUGAUACGCCAGCCCCCCGUGUCGGGCUCCUUUGGGUGCUUGUUCUGCCCCACGUUGCAGAAAAAAAAAUCUUUCUGAAUGCUUUGCCCUCUGUGGUCCUUUCCUUUGGAGCUUUGGAGUCUUUUCCAUGUGUUAAUCAAGGUUUGUCGGAGGGGGAAGGAAAUACCAAUUUUCUGUAUUAACAGAUAUGGGAAACUGAGGCUGGGACGUGCUGGGAUUCACCCAGCAUCAGCCAGCAGGUCUGAUACAGCUGGGGAUAGUGGAUGGGGCUGACAGAUCCUUGUUCUAAAACUGUAACUUACCUGAAAUUUCUAAUAAAAAUGAACAGUUUGUUACAUUUUUGUAUCAUCUCUUUUUCUGGAGACUCUGCACGUCAUGUUUUGCGUAGCCGAGACUCUUUCCUCUCUAGAUGUGGAAGGUGGUAGCGGUGUAGUCUGGGAAGGGAAAGGGGUAACGGCAAAGUGUGUCACGUUUACUUGCAGCUUCUUUGAAGAAAAGAUGUAACCCGUGGCUGUGAAGCUUUUUGUUUUCCCUAAAUCCUGUACGCAUGCAUCGAUUUCCCCUUGUCUUGAAACGUAAGCGCUGGCCUGAUUUAACGCUGUUUCUCUGGUGUGGAUGAGCCACAACUUGGUUUGACUGGAGUUGCUCUUUAUUUUUACAUCCUUCUUGGUGAAUAUGUAUGGGUUUGCUCUUAUUAAAAAGAAAAAAAAAGUAAAAUGCUUUUGAUGAAGAUUGCUUUGAACUGGUAAACUCAUGUUAUUGUUACUUCUGUGUGGGGCCAGUUCAAGUAUCAGGAUAACAAAGAUUUUCAAUUAAAUAUUGCCUGUGAGCUGUACUGAAGUUACAUGAUUGAGGAAUAAAAUAUCAGCAGCUGAGUCUUUUUCCUUCAGUGCAGGGCAUGGGGAUGCCUGAUUACCUGAUGGGCUCAGCAGGGUCAGGGCCUUGCUGAUAUUUCUAUAAUAGAUGUUUUUCUUGUGUUUUUUUUGCAUGUUAAAGAAAAAAAUCAUCAUGAUUUAAAUGUGGCAGAAAUGCAGCUGGGCAGAGUGGAGCGUGGCAGCUGUUGAACAAUGCCCAGCCACUGCACAAAGGUUCGGGGCAGCAGACUGCUGGAACUGUAUCCUAUUGAAAUUGCAGAUUAAGUUACUGCAAACGGGCAGGAUUGCUUCCCUCUGGGCCUGCAGUUCUGCUGCCAAAUUGGUUUAAUAUGACAACUUGUUUGUGCGUGAAACACUUAGAACUGGAAGAGACAUAGCGGUGGAGAGCAAAAAUAAAUACCGUGGGGAAGAAGCCUGCGUGGAGUGUGGGAGGGAUGGCUGCGUAGCCCAGGAGGCUUUGUCUGCUCUGCCUUGGGUGAAGCCCAGGCUUGGUGACUCUUCCUUGAAUCUGCUCGGUGUCACAUGCACCUCGGGGGCUCCUGGUGACUGGACAGGUAGCUUGGAUUGUUUCCUGAUAAGAAACCUGGGCACUGUGUAGCUGGAAAACAGUGGUAUGCAGUUGCUGCGAGGCAUGGGUGGCCCCGGAGGACAAACUUUUGAGGUUUUGUGGGAAGAUGCGGGAGCAAUUGCACUUGAAAACUUGCCUACAGAGGAAGACUAGACACUGAUGGGAGCAGGAGCGGUGGCGUGUGCGCGGAGCCAGGGUGAGGAGGUGACAUUAGGGUCUCUGCUCUUGGGGAAGGAUCUCUCAGACUAGUCAAGCACUUCACUCAUGGACUUUGAGAAGAGACUCCCCAGUUCUUCCUGGGCUGUUUGCUAACGCUCCCUGAGCCUGGCCUUGCUCUGUGCUGCCAUGUUGGUGUUCGCAAGCAACGUUUCAGAUCAUAUCCUGCAGGUCGGAUUUUCUCACUCGGGUUUCUUCCCUGCUCUUACGCUCUGUCUGUGGCUCCUUCCCCUGUCCCAAGCGUCUGCCUGCAGCACCAGCACCUGGAGCAGACCCUGCUGCUUUGGAGGAAGGCGUCGCAGUCAUUGUUAACGAAAUCCGAAAAUGUGAAGUUUGUAAUUAUUGAGAUUUCGGGGGGCUUGGAAGUAGCAAGUCCUGUCAAGUGGUGUGGGAUGUGUCUGGCAUCCCUCGUACUGGGGAGACAAUAGGCAGGGCACAGCUACUCAGAGCUGAUCCCCUUCUAACCACCCAGGUUGGGCUCUUCCCCUGAAGCCCAGUGUGAGGUUAUAAAACUCCACUUGCUUUGGAUGCUCCAUGGCCUGAACUCUUACUGGGAUUUUUUUUUUUGCUUCAAGCAGUUACCUAACGACAUUACUGACUGUUAUUCAUUGUUGGCAUCUAGUUUGCUUUUUUGCUAGUUUUUUUAAAGCCAGAAUACCUAAUAGAAGAAAACUUAAUAUUUCUGGUUCUGGGGAGUAAUUGAAGCAAUCAAAACUAGGCAGUUCUACAAGGGCAGCAUAUUAUUAAAACAAUAUCCCACAGACCUGUAGCACCACUUAUUACUGGAGCGUUUUUGCUUCCCUUUCCCUGCUUUGAAGGCAAGAAAGGAGAAGAGGAAGUAGUUGAUGUGUCUCAGGCUCUGUGAUGUCCUACUCUCCAAGUGCAAUUUCUUUAGAGGUUGGUUUUUUUUUUUCAAGCAUUCCUUGCUCCAGCUGAUCACUGCAGCCUCUUAGGGCCCUGGUCAUGGCAGAUCUGUGCCUGCUCACUCAUGUUUUAGCAGCAAGUUCUCAAACCCUUUACCCCAAGUACUUCUGCUCCUGGGUCCUGAUUGCUCCUGCCUGGGUGCAGGUGAUGUUUCAUUUGGAGCCCUCUGCUGUGGUAGUGGUGGAGAAACCUCGAGAAGUACAAGUGGCCUUUUUGUUUUGGGGGCACACAGAAAUGGUAGCCUGGCCCACUGACUUUCGGGGAAGCAGUGGGGAGGGUGGGGGCCCACGACGGCUUUACUGGCUGCCUCACCCACGCGAUUGUUCAGUCUCGGUCCUGCCUUUUGUUUUCGGUUUCUAACAGUCUGUUCUCUCUUCUCCCCGACCCACCACAGAGUUCUACCUUGUAAAUACUGUUAUUUGUAUAUACUGUAAAUGAUGACAUCGGUGGGCACUAACCGAGCCCGGGGGAACUGGGAGCAGACACAGACACAGAGCCAGACACAGCACAAGCAGCGGCCGCAGGCCACUGCGGAACAGAUUCGACUUGCACAGAUGAUUUCGGACCACAACGACGCUGACUUUGAGGAGAAGGUGAAACAACUGAUUGACAUCACAGGCAAGAACCAGGACGAGUGUGUGAUUGCUCUGCAUGACUGCAACGGAGAUGUUAACAGAGCCAUCAACGUGCUGCUGGAGGGCAAUCCGGACACGAUAAACACGUUGCUCGUGAAAAUAGAAUCCAGGAUAGUGCGGAGCAACCCGCGUCACGUAGCAGCACCUCCUUUAUUCGAGUAG
Messenger RNA from Athene cunicularia (burrowing owl), 3841 nucleotides. Its product is annotated as ubiquitin-associated protein 2-like. The coding region runs from base 3479 to 3841 and encodes 120 amino acids. Gene Ontology annotation, molecular function: protein binding. The record is from RefSeq and is a predicted model, not a curated record. The transcript has 4 exons. NCBI's taxonomy places the organism in Eukaryota, Metazoa, Chordata, Aves, Strigiformes, Strigidae. Gene Ontology annotation, cellular component: nucleus; cytoplasm.